AUGGGCCAGCCAACCUGGCCCCUUGUUGAAGAGCUACCAACUGGUCCUCCCGGGAGCGAGACAAACACCUAUGACAAGAAUACAGACACGGAAAAACAAGGUGGCAAAAAUGUUGACUGCGUAGAAACAAGACUCGCCCGACUUGACGAGAAAGUUGGAUAUCCUACAGGUGAACAACACUGCAGUUUUGAUCGGUCUUCCCAUUCUGUCGACGCUGAGUCUCGCCUAACUGACGAUAUGGAGACACAUGAAGACGAGAAACCGUACAAUUUAGGCUACAAGUGCAACCGAUGUGACUAUGUUGCUGCAGAGAAAUGCCGUUUAGACCAACAUGUCAUGAUGAAACACACGGGUGAGAAACCCUACAUGUGUGGAGAGUGUGGGUACAGAACCGCUUCCAGAUCAGCGCUAACAAGACAUAUGAGAAAACACACCGGUGAGAAACCUUAUAAAUGUGACCAGUGCGACUAUUCUGCCGCGCAUAGAAAUAGCCUGGACAGGCAUAUGACUAAACACACCGGUGAGAUACCCUACAUGUGUAAAGAGUGUGGAUACAGAACACCCGUAAGGUCCUACUUAGCUGUACACAUGAGAAAACAUACAGGAGAGAAACCAUACAAAUGUAGCCAGUGUGAAUACUCUGCUGCACAAAAGGUAGAUUUAGACCAUCACGUUAUGAUGCGACACACGGGCGAAAAACCUCAAGUUUGCGGAGAAUGUGGGUAUAGAACGGCCACCAGGUCAGCUCUAAGUAGACAUAUGAGAAAGCACACUGGUGAGAAACCCUUCAAGUGUGACCAGUGCGACUAUUCUGCUGCACGGAAAUCUGACUUGGACCAACACUCCAUGAUGAAACACACCGGUGAGAAGCCCUACAUGUGUGAGACGUGUGGGUACAGGACAGCCGACAGAUCUCACCUAUCCCGGCAUUUUAGAACACACACUGGUGAAAAACCUUAUAAAUGUAACCAGCGUGACUACUCUGCAGCUCAUAAAGAAAGCCUGGACAAACAUAUGGCUAAACACAUUGGUGAGAACCCCAACAUGUAUGAAGAGGCCUCUUCAGACCCUUCAAAAAAUGCAAUCAGUGCCACAGUUUUCCUGCACGAAAUGGUCAAGUACAAUCAUGAUAAAAAGCAACAGUGAGAAAUGUUAUAUUUCUGGGAAGUGUACAUAUAGAAAGGCUGUUGGGUCAGACCUAUUCAAACCUUUGACAAACAUACCGAUACUUUGAAAUGUAGAGAGCCUGACCAUCAUAACUGCCCUUUUCGUCCUGACGGACGCUCUACUCACCAGCUAUGGGCCAGUCUGUGAGCAACAAUGCCAGCUAGACUUCGGCAGGGCAUUCCACGUGUCUCAAAGCAAAUUCCACUGCAUGCUUGACCUUCACGUCAAUAUAAACACAUUGAAUCUUUAGAGACUUGAGAAACUCUUCACAUGUGCGGAAGUUGAAAAGAUAGCUGACAAGUCCUAUGCCGACAAAUAUAU
Messenger RNA from Branchiostoma floridae (Florida lancelet), 1488 nucleotides. RefSeq names its product zinc finger protein 525-like. Lineage: Eukaryota; Metazoa; Chordata; Leptocardii; Amphioxiformes; Branchiostomatidae. Gene Ontology annotation, molecular function: DNA-binding transcription factor activity, RNA polymerase II-specific; RNA polymerase II transcription regulatory region sequence-specific DNA binding. Gene Ontology annotation, biological process: regulation of transcription by RNA polymerase II. The transcript has a single exon. The coding region runs from base 1 to 1146 and encodes 381 amino acids. Gene Ontology annotation, cellular component: nucleus. The record is from RefSeq and is a predicted model, not a curated record.